Messenger RNA from Gossypium arboreum, 2502 nucleotides. RefSeq names its product glucose-1-phosphate adenylyltransferase large subunit 1-like. The transcript has 17 exons. Gene Ontology annotation, biological process: glycogen biosynthetic process. Gene Ontology annotation, molecular function: glucose-1-phosphate adenylyltransferase activity. The coding region runs from base 544 to 2130 and encodes 528 amino acids. The record is from RefSeq and is a predicted model, not a curated record. NCBI's taxonomy places the organism in Eukaryota, Viridiplantae, Streptophyta, Magnoliopsida, Malvales, Malvaceae.
CUUCUUCAUGAUUGUUCAUUGAACCAAUUGGCUAUCACAAUCAUGCAGUCAAUUAAAUCUGAUUGAAAAUGGAGACGAUUUUUAUACUGAAAUGAUUAAGGAAAAGACUAAAAUAAAAAAUUUGAAGAUUACUAGGUUCAAUUAUCAGUUAAACCAGCCAGUAGCAAUCAGUAACAUGUCCGAGUGGGCGGGAAAAUAUGUUAACAGUCAAAUAAACCAUUAAAGCAUGCAAAGUUGCAAGCCAAGCUAUGAAUCGAAAGCUUUUCUUUCCACCUGAAAUCACGAAAUCAACGGCUGCAGUUUAGAGUAUUGAAUGGAAAGAUUAGAGCUUAGAUUUUGAGAACUGAGUGGCAUUUUUGAAGGGGAAACAAAGGGCACUGUUAUUUAUGGAUUUCUCGUGAAAAAGCUCACAAGCCAAUAAAGCUAACCACGCCACCUUCAUUCAACAUUCAUCACACGUUUCACGAAUCUUGAUUCCAAAAAAAAAAAAAAAACCUCCUUUGAAUCCAAUUCUACAAAUUUUCACCUUGCGAGAAAGCUUUAAUGGAUUCAGGUUGUGUUGCCUUGAAAGUCAAUUCUCAUCUGGUGAAUGUAAGGAAUAGUGGCUUUGGCAAUGGAGAUAACACAUUUCUGGGGGAGAGAAUUAGAGGGAGUCUUAAUAACAACAGUGUUUGGGUCAAUCGGGUGGCAAACAGCUUAAGCACUUAUAAUAAGAAAGCUAUGAAGAUCAAACCUGGCGCUUUUGCUGUUAUCACAUCAAAUAAUCCCAGAGAAGCCAAGACCUUACCGUCACGUCGAUUCAACAGACAAAGAGUUGACCCCAAGAAUGUGGCUUCAAUCAUAUUGGGAGGAGGUGCAGGGACUCAUCUCUUUCCCCUUACCAGAAGGGCUGCCACACCUGCUGUUCCAAUUGGAGGAUGCUAUAAGCUGAUAGACAUUCCAAUGAGCAACUGUAUCAACAGUGGGAUAAACAAGAUUUUUGUUCUGACACAGUUCAAUUCAGCUUCCCUCAACCGGCACGUUGCCCGCACUUAUUAUGGCAAUGGUAUAAAUUUUGGAGAUGGGUUUGUGGAGAUUCUGGCAGCCACUCAAACAUCAGGAGAGGCAGGGAAGAAGUGGUUCCAAGGAACCGCAGAUGCUGUGAGGCAAUUCAUAUGGGUAUUUGAGGAUGCGAAGAAUAGGAACAUUGAGAAUGUAGUGAUCUUGUGCGGGGAUCAUCUCUAUCGAAUGGAUUAUAUGGAAUUCGUACAGAGUCACGUAGACGGUAAUGCUGAUAUUACAAUUUCAUGUGUGACGAUGGACAACAGCCGUGCUUCUGAUUAUGGACUGGUGAAGAUAGAUGGCAGGGGCCGUAUUGUCCAGUUUUCUGAAAAGCCGAAGGGUACUGAUUUGAAAGCAAUGCAAACAGAUACCACUCUUCUAGGGUUGUCUCCCCAAGAAGCCGCAAGUUGCCCUUACAUUGCAUCAAUGGGAGUCUAUGUAUUUAAGACGGAUGUUUUAUUAAAGCUUCUGAGAUGGAGAUUUCCUACUUCCAAUGACUUUGGGUCUGAAAUCAUUCCUGCUGCAGUUAAGGAACAUGACGUCCAGGCAUAUAUUUUCAAAGACUACUGGGAAGAUAUUGGAACCAUAAAGUCCUUUUAUGAAGCCAAUUUAGCCCUCACUGAAGAGUUUCCUAAGUUUGAGUUUUAUGAUCCAAAGACACCUUUCUAUACAUCUCCUCGAUACUUACCACCGACAAAAAUUGAUAAAUGCAGGAUUAAAGAUGCAAUAAUCUCCCAUGGAUGCUUCUUACGAGAGUGUAGUGUCCAACACUCGGUAAUUGGUGAACGCUCACGUUUGGACUCCGGCGUUGAGCUUCAGGACACGGUUAUGAUGGGAGCAGACUAUUACCAAACUGAGCUCGAAAUUAUAUCUCUACUGGCAGAGGGUAAGGUCCCGAUCGGAAUUGGACACAAUACCAAAAUCAGUAACUGCAUAAUCGACAAGAAUGCAAAGAUAGGAAGAGAUGUGAUCAUUGCGAAUAAAGAUGGUGUUCAAGAAGCGGAUAGGUCAGACGAAGGAUUUUAUAUCCGGUCCGGUAUCACUGUCAUACUAGAUAAGGCAACAAUAAAGGAUGGUACAAUUAUAUAAACCAGAUCGGAUCUUAAAUUACUUUCACGGACAGCAUUUGAGCUUGGAAUCGAAAGGGCACCAUCGAAAGCUGUCACGGUCCAUUGCGGGAAGAAGGUUCUGAAGGUGGCAUUUGCAGCAUUUUGCCCAAGGAAAAGUAAAAAAAAGAAGCUCCACUACUAUGAAUUACUUUUUAUGUAAAUUACAGGUUCUUUUUGCAGUGCAAGGUAGAUAUUAGAUAUGUUAGUUUGCUAAGCAAAAUAAAUCAAAUGGCUAAGCAGCCCUUUGUUUCUUUUUCUGUUAGUAGAGUGCAUUUAAUUUAUCCCUUCAAGGCGGAGUCAGAAUUUUUGUUUUUGGUACUGAAAUUAAAUUAUAUAUUUUUAUAUUUUAUUA